UGUUUCCAUAACAUACCGACGUACACAAGAACUGGGCACUGAAUGACCGGCCACAGGUUUAGGGCCAUGGAGUGUUCCUGGAAAGCGGUGCUGCUGCUGGUCGUAGCCUCACUGACCAUUCAGUACACGGCCAUCCGGACGUUUAUCGCUAAGCCGUUCACCAUCUGCCGGGUGCCCAAGCACACAGGCUGUGGCCCGGGUCCGAGUGCCUCCUGCGAACCCCAGCGCCGGGCAGUCAGCCACAUCCUGAUCCUGGCCACCACCCGGAGCGGCUCGUCCUUCAUCGGGCAGCUACUGAACCAGCACUCGGACAUCUUCUACCUGUUCGAGCCGCUCUACCAUGUGCAGACCACGCUGGGAGCCGCAGGAGGCGGCUCCAGGGGCAGGCCCUCGUCCUCCACCUCGGCCGCGGGCCGCCGCUUGCUGCUCGGCGCCUACCGCGACCUGCUGCGGGGCCUCUUCGAGUGCCGACUCCACGAGCUGGAGGCUUACAUCAAACCGGCUCCGGAGCAGCACCGGACCCAGCGGCUGUUCCGCCGAGGGGCCAGCAAAGCGCUGUGCUCGCCGCCUGUCUGCGCCCCGGCCACCUGGACGCCGAGGCCUCCGCCCGGGCCGGGGGUGCGGGCGUCGGACGGAGAGGACGACGGGGAAGGCCCUCCCUCCGAGCGCUGGGAGGAAGGCGAGUGCGUGCGGCGGUGCGGGGCCCUGAAUCUGACCGAGGCCUCGCGGGCCUGCAUCCAGCGGCCUCACGUCGCCAUCAAGACGGUGCGGAUCCCCGCCAUCGGCGACCUGCGGGCGCUGGUGGAAGACCCGCGCCUCAACCUCAAGGUGAUCCAGCUGGUGCGCGACCCCCGCGGCAUCCUGUCGUCCCGCAUCGACACCUUCCCGGACAGUUUCCGCGCCUGGAAAAUCUGGCGCAACAGCGGGCGCAGGCCUUACAACCUGGACGCGUCUCACCUGAGCGCCACCUGCCAGGACUUCCUGCAGUCGGUGGGGACCGGCCUGGCCCGGCCCGGCUGGCUCAAGGGCCGUUACAUGUUGGUCCGUUACGAGGACCUGGCUCGCGAGCCCGAGCGGAAGACGCGCGAGAUGUACCGCUUCCUGGGCGUCGCCAUGGAUACCAACGUGCGGCGCUGGAUCGUCCGCAACACGCGCGGGCCCGGAGCGUCGGGGAACCACAAGUUCGCCACGGUGCGGGACUCGGCGGCCACGGCCGAGGGCUGGAGGUUCAGGCUCAGCUACGACAUGGUGGAGCUGGUGCAGAGCCUGUGCAACCUGACCCUGGCCCAGCUGGGCUACAGGCUCGUCAACUCGCCCGAGGAGCUGAGGAACACGUCCGUCAGCCUCGCCGAGGACAGGACCUUUCUGCCUUUUUUGUAAUUGUAAAUAGUUCGUGCCAGUGAGUGAUAUAUUUUUGAUAUGAAAAAAAAGUUUUUAAAUGUUUGAAUUUUACUUUGCAACCCCUUCUUUCCUCGAAGACGCGCGCACAAACAUUAGGGUUGCCAACUCUGUCUAGAGACGUGGGAGCAAAUUGCUGCAGGUGCUGGAAUCUACUGAAAACAAAUGCUUUUAAUUGGAAUAACCACUUGCCCCUCCUUCAAUCGUCCAGUGCUUUUAUCAUUGGACUGUUAACCCAGAGACCCAGGUAAUGCUCUGGGGAGCAAGGUUCAAAUCCCAUCACAGCCGAUGCUGUAAUUUGAAUUCAUCAAAAAAAAUCUAGCAUUAAGAUACAAAAGAUGAACAUUAGUUCAUUGCUGGCCAAGAAACAUCUGCUUCACUAAUGCCUUUUAGGGAAGGUAAGGCUAUCCUUUGUGGCCUGGCCUACAUGUGACUCCAGAUCCACAACAAUGUAGUUGACUCUUAACUGUUCUCUGGCUUGUUAGGGAUGGGAAAUAAAUACUGGCCUAGCCAGUGACUCUCUUUACCAGAAGACAAAAUAAAAUCUUAACACCAUUAACAAGAUGUAGGAGCUGAAGCAGGUCACCCAUCUGAGAGGGGAAAACUUUAAAAGGGAUCUAAGGGGCAACUUCUUCAUGCAGAAUGCAUCUAUGGAAUGAACUGCGAGAGGAAGUGGUGCAGGCCACUACAAUUACAACAUUUAUAAGGCAUCUGGAUGGGUAUAUGAAUAGGAAAAAAUUGGAGGAAUAUGGACCACAUGCUGGCAAAUGGGACUAGAUUAGGUUAGGAUAUCUGGUGAGCAUGGACAAGUUGGACCGAAGGGUCUGUUUCUGUGCUGUACAUCUCUAAGACUCUACGUCUAUUCUGCCACUCAGUAGGAUCAGUGAUGAUCUGAUAAUCCUCCACUUUACUUUCUUGACUUUUCCUCUUCGAUCUAGAUUCACUCACCAAUCAAAAUUUGUUAUUCUUCCUUUCUGGAAGAAAUUAUUCUUGACUGUCAGUCUCCAACACAUUUAUACUUAAUAACUACUCAAAGACUAUUUUUUAAAAUGAGGGCUAUUUAUCUUCAACACAAUGAUUUUGCCCAGGAUUUGCUCAGAAUUGUGUUGUGGACACUCUGGGUAAAUCCUGGCGAGUUGGAGACCCCAAACUAAAUUACAAAUUCUCAAAUAACCCUCCCUGACAGAAUGAAUCCUUUUGUUCCACAAGCUUUCAGAAUAGCUGGUUGGCAGAAAUGGAGGGUAAAAAACAUUUUCAAAACAUCCCAAACAAAAUAUAUUUUAAUGUGAAUGAAAAUGUUUAUAAAAAACUGAAUAUUUUUAAAUGCACUGUUUCUUUCUAAAAUGUCAAAAGAUCUUAAAAAGGAACCAACAUUUCUGUAUUGAAGUAUUUUUCAUACUCAUGCAAAUUGCUCAAUUAUGCAUUUUGUCUGCCCUGAGGCUGUCUUGUGGAUUUUAAUGUUCUGCAUAAAUGAUGACAGAGCACCCAAGAUUCAGAGCCAAAACAUGCAUUUGUUUGUGUUUAAGGCAUUUAGUUCAAGCAGCAUGUUGUGAAAAGAACCACUACAAAAUGGACACAGAAAAAAAAAAUCGAACAAGUGUUGUCCAGUACCAUAUACGUAAGCCAAAUGUAGUUAAUUGGGAAUCCAGAUAUGGCUAGUUACAUCUCUGAUGAGUAAAUACAAAAAUUAGUAAUAGAUAGUCAUUGGGUAUGUGAUCUCAAAACAUAUUCGCAUGGCUUAUACCUGUGAACUUAACCUUUUUGUCAGUUUGUUAGUUGAA
Hemiscyllium ocellatum (epaulette shark) is the source of this 3179-nucleotide messenger RNA. It is a transcript of the gene chst1, whose product is annotated as carbohydrate (keratan sulfate Gal-6) sulfotransferase 1. The coding region runs from base 43 to 1380 and encodes 445 amino acids. NCBI's taxonomy places the organism in Eukaryota, Metazoa, Chordata, Chondrichthyes, Orectolobiformes, Hemiscylliidae. Gene Ontology annotation, molecular function: N-acetylglucosamine 6-O-sulfotransferase activity; keratan sulfotransferase activity. The record is from RefSeq and is a predicted model, not a curated record. Gene Ontology annotation, biological process: N-acetylglucosamine metabolic process; keratan sulfate proteoglycan metabolic process. The transcript has 2 exons.